Messenger RNA from Hyaena hyaena (striped hyena), 1599 nucleotides. RefSeq names its product ribonuclease A family member 4 (gene RNASE4). The transcript is spliced from 2 exons. The record is from RefSeq and is a predicted model, not a curated record. NCBI's taxonomy places the organism in Eukaryota, Metazoa, Chordata, Mammalia, Carnivora, Hyaenidae. The coding region runs from base 380 to 817 and encodes 145 amino acids. Gene Ontology annotation, molecular function: nucleic acid binding; RNA nuclease activity.
GGGCCUGGACUAUCUCGACAAGCGCGAUUCCCGCACCUCCCAGGGACCCUGGUUCCCCGUAUGUUGAUGCCCACCAUUUCCUGCCCCUAGGGUGGUAGGCUUGCGCCAGGUAGCGGCCCCGCGUCCGGCCUGGGGCUCAGAACUCUACAGCCUUGCAGGCGAGGAUGCCUCGGUCCCCCGGGCCCCGCCAGGCUCCCUCCAACACGCGGCCCAGAAUCUGAAAAGUCGCCUCUCCUCACCCUAUCCGGCUUCUGGAGGGCUCCACAACGUGGAUCGGGGAGAAUAAGCUGGAAUAGUACCCGUCUCAGGUUUCAAAAGGGUGAGACUUUGUGAAGAUGGGAGAAAGGGCUGCAAGGCAAAAGGUGUCUCCAAGGUCGUGAUGGCUCCCGAGAGGAUUCAUUCAUUGCUUCUGCUCUUGCUGCUGACCCUGCUGGGGCUGGUGCUGCCCUCCUAUGGCCAGGAUCGCAUGUACCAACGAUUCCUGCGGCAACACGUGGACCCUGAGGGGACAGGUGGCAAUGAUGCCUACUGCAACUUGAUGAUGCAAAGACGCAAGAUGACGGUGCGUCAGUGCAAGCACGUCAACACCUUCAUCCACGAAGACAUCUGGAACAUCCGUAGUAUCUGCAGCACUGCUAAUAUCCAGUGCAAGAAUGGCAAGAUGAACUGCCAUGAGGGUGUAGUGAAGGUCACCGACUGCAGAGAGACAGGAAGUUCCAGGACCCCCAACUGCAGAUAUCGGGCCUUGGCGAGCACCAGGCGUGUGGUCAUUGCCUGUGAGGGUAACCCAGAGAUGCCUGUGCACUUUGACAGAUAGACACCCUCUGCUUGGGUGAUGGCCCAGUGCUUGGCCUUCAGCUUAAUGCUUAAACAUCAAUGAGUAAUGCAUUUGAGCUGCCUUAGGCUCUCUCUCCUCUGCUUACUAUUCUUUUUCUCUUUGUAACCUGUUCUGUUAAGCACAUUGUAUCAGAGAGAAAUGGAGACAUAAACUUAAAAUGAGGCUGGGCUUUGCUGUAGUAAACUUUUUUGUUUUCUUUUAUAAUACUGGUCAGUUGAGCUGUAUCAUCAGAUUCUAUCCUCUGGAAUUUAGUCAUUAUCUGUAUUUAUAUUGCACUUCAAACAUUUCAAAGUGCUUUCGUCCAAAUUAACUCAUUUUAAUAGCACGGCAGUCCUGUGAUGCUGUUGUAUAUAGGAGUCCAAAGUUAAGAGAUUUGCUGAAGACCAUGAAGCUAGUGGAAUAGCUGACACAAAAAUCCAGUGGAAACGACUACCAAUCCAGGGCUUUUUCCAUGUCAUCACAAGGAACAAUUUGAAAGUAAUUGCUUUUUGUUAUUCCCAAAAGUCAGCUGUUAGGAGAAGCAUUACAAAUCUGGAAAUAUAUGCUGGCAAAUGAGAGCUCUAUCCGUGUGAUUUGGCUCCCUUGUUAUGCUGGGCACAAGAAAUGAUACAAGGAAUUUUCUUUCUCUCUCUCCCCCACUUUUGAAUCACUCUAAUAAGUCAGAAUAUUAAAAAUGUACUAGAUCAUUUACGACUCAUUUACUCUUCCUGACUAAAUGUUUUUCUUAUUUUCCUUGUAAUAAAGGACAUAAACUGCAGGUA